CUUGUAUCAUGAAAACAUAUGCCCCUUAAAGUUGUCUCAUAUUAACUUUUUGUGUCCCGAUGCAAUUUCUUGUGCCACAAUGAAGAAGAAUCGUUUAAGCGUUAUUGACUAUAUAAAAGAUGCUUUCUUAAAUGAAAGGAAAAAGGAUGUGCAGUCAAAAUUCUUGUUGGCCCCCUACCAUGAAGGGAAUCAUUGGGUUCUUAUCGUCCUUGAUCUUGUCCUUGGCCUAGCAUACGUGUUUGAUUCGGCCACUCCUCCCCCUCCCGGGACACAGAAGUUAGAAGGGUUCAAUUGUAUACAAAUGGCAUAUAGAAUUUAUUGGACUAAUCUUGAAAAUGACAAACGGAAGAUUAAGUCACAAAAGUUACGAUUCAUACAGAUGAAGUGUGCUCAACAAGUUGAUGCAGUGGAUAGUGGUUAUUAUGUGAUGAAAUACAUGCAUGAUGUUGUCACAGUAUACAAUGAAUACAAGGAUAAUUUGUCUGAGGGUUAUGUACAAAGAGAAAUGCCAUAUUCUGAUGAGGAGUUAGAAGAAACUCGAGAACAAUGGGCAAAGUAUUUUAAGGACAACUAUUUGAUGGAUGCCGGCGAAUGAGUUUGUUGUGAUCUAGUAAUG
Molecule: messenger RNA, 616 nt
Organism: Spinacia oleracea (spinach)
Lineage: Eukaryota; Viridiplantae; Streptophyta; Magnoliopsida; Caryophyllales; Amaranthaceae
Exons: 5
Coding region: 80-595 (171 amino acids)
Biological process (GO): proteolysis
Molecular function (GO): cysteine-type peptidase activity
Source: RefSeq, a predicted model, not a curated record